GUUCAUUACGAGGGGUUGGGGGGGAUCAGGUGUGUGUCUGCAGCGCCUCGUCUCCAUCAGGUCCCUGUGCACCCGGGACCUGGAUGUGACUUGACGCAUCAGGUGGCCCCUCACAGCGCAUCCCGUCCCGUGCUUUUACGUCGUUCCUAGCUCUGGACACUGAGCUGAGCCAAUGGCUCCGCCACAUGACCCCCGAUCGCUGAUAAAGUGCGUAUGAGGUGCCCACGCAUUCGGGGCUGAGCAGGGGGGCUGUUCGACAUGACGAAAAGUUUAGAGGAGGGCCAAUGAGUGUAGCAGCGUGGCACGAGGGCUGCCUGCCACGGUCAUGCUUCAGCGUGUUAUCUGUGAACCGCGGCGCAGCCCGUCGCCCCACCUGUCAGAGGCGCCGAGAGGCGCUUAACCUCAACGAGCGACGCGGCUCGGCAUUCGCUCUCUGCCCUCCUCCUGCUCCGCCGACCGAGUGCGGCCACCGCUCAUCUGCGCGACACCUUCUGCGGCGACUCGGGAACACGUGCCCCGUAUCGCGGGAGACUGCGAGCAUGGCCUUGCAGCCGCUCACCCUCAUAAACUGCGCAGGCCUCCUGCAGCCCGGCUGCUCCCUGCUGCCGCUGGAUGGUGACGUCUUUCUCUUUGGCCAGAAAGGCUGGCCCAAGCGCUCCUGCCCCACUGGGGUGUUUAGCGUGCGCCUGAAGAGAGGGCAGUUCAAGCUGAGAGCCAUCGCCUUCUCCAACGACUCGUGCUACCUGCCCCCGCUGCGAUGCCCCGCCGUGACCCACCUGGACGCGUGGGAGGCCGAACCCGAAUGUUACCUCAUCCACGGCGGGCGCACCCCCAACAAUGAGAUCUCAGGCAGCCUGUACGUGUUGAGUCAGGAGAGCCGCGGCUGCAACCGCAAGGUGACGCUGCGGUGCCGAGAGAAGGAGCUGGCAGGCGACGUGCCGGGCCCGCGAUACGGCCAUACCAUGAGCGUGGUGCAUAGCCGGGGCAAGAGGGCCUGCGUGCUCUUUGGAGGGCGCUCCUACAGGCCGCCCGGGGAGAGGACCACGGAGACAUGGAACACCGUAGUGGACUGCCCACCACAUGUGUUCCUCAUCGACCUGGAGUUCGGCUGCUGCUCAGCCCACAUCAUGCCGGAGCUUGCCGAUGGCCAGUCCUUCCACCUGGCUCUGGCACGAGAGGAUCGCAUCUACAUCCUCGGGGGACACACGCUGUCCUCGGACAGCCGGCCCCCGCGUUUGUUCCAGCUCCGUGUGGAGCUGCUCCAAGGCAGCCCGGUGCUUUCCUGCGAAACCCUGGAUGCGGGGCUUUCCCUGACCAGUGCCAUCCUCGUCUCCACCGGCUCAGCCCACGAGUACAUCAUCCUGGGCGGGUACCGGUCUGAGACCCAGAAAUACCUAGAGUGCAGUGGCAUCACCUUGGACGACAAUGGGAUCCACAUAGAACCCAGAGAGCCACCCGCUUGGACAGGCGAGAUCAGCCACAGCCGCACCUGGUUCGGGGGCACUCUGGGCAAGGGCAGUGCUCUCAUCGCGGUUCCAGCUGAGGGGAGGGGUGUCCUGCCGGAGACCCACAGCUUCUAUCAUGUGAGCUUCAAGCAGGAGGGCGACAGAGACGCGGACGACGGCACGCAGGGCUGCAGCCAGGAGUCCACAGACUUCGAGGACUCGGCUCCGCUGGAGGACUCCGAGGAGCUGUAUUUCAGCCGGGAGCCACAUGAGCUGGAGGACACCAGUGACGGCGAGGGGGACACCUACAACGAGGAGGACGAGGAGGACGAGUCCCAGACGGGUUAUUGGGUGCGCUGCUGCCUGGGCUGCCAAGUGGACCCCAACACGUGGGAGCCAUACUACUCGACCGAGCUCCAUCGGCCGGCCAUGAUAUUCUGCUCACGGGGGGAGGGCGGCCACUGGGUCCACGCCCAAUGCAUGGACCUGCCGGAGUCUCUUCUCAUGGAAUUCUCCCAGAACAGCAGCAAGUACUUCUGCCUGGACCACGGGGGUCUGCCCCAGCAGGACCCGAAGACGCCACCCCGCACGGCACCACCCCUCAAGCGGCCUCCCAUGAAGACGCAGCACCGCAAAGCCCCCGUCAAGCUGAACCUGACCCCUGCCAAGAAGAGCUUCCUGAGACGUCUCUUUGAGUGACCUCCAGCGCGCACAUCGAGUCCAUCCACACAACCGACACCUCACAUGGCCAUGACUGUGCUGUAGCUGC
Molecule: messenger RNA, 2214 nt
Organism: Scleropages formosus (Asian bonytongue)
Lineage: Eukaryota; Metazoa; Chordata; Actinopteri; Osteoglossiformes; Osteoglossidae
Gene: rag2
Product: recombination activating gene 2
Exons: 2
Coding region: 285-2144 (619 amino acids)
Biological process (GO): V(D)J recombination
Cellular component (GO): nucleus; DNA recombinase complex
Molecular function (GO): sequence-specific DNA binding; protein binding
Source: RefSeq, a predicted model, not a curated record